AUGAAAGCAGAUCUGAAACAGCAUAAACAAGUAUUCAAAGAUUUGCUCGAGAUAGCCAAAAAGUUACAGAAUGAAUGUAAGGAGGGAGAAAAUGUCGUUGACCUUAAUCCUUAUAAUAUCGACACAAAAUUGAAAAUUGUAAAGGAAAGAGACGAAAUGUACAUACUCGAAGAGGACUACGAUGUUUUCGUUCGAUUAUUCCUCGAAAGCAUUGAUAUUACUCUUAGCGUAGAGGAGUUCUUCCAGAAGAAGGUAAAAUUUAAAGGAAUGAACUGUGUAAAUAUAAAUGAUCUCAGAGACGAGUUUUCACUUAUGAAUGAGAUAAAUGAUGAUGAAGAGAUUAGUUUCAAGAAGAUUAAGACUAAUGACCUAAAUUAUCUUGACAAAAAGCCGUUCCUCGGCAGAAGCGAACAGAAAGGAGAAUGGAAUGUAAAAAUGAUAGAUUCAAUUAUAAAUAACAUCUUCAAAAAAGAAUGCUCAAACUCAAGCACAGAGAAUAUUAGGCCGAGGAGAAAGAAGAGUAAAGGUACAGACCUAUCAUCACGACCUUUUGUGUGCCAGUACAAAAACUGCAGCAGUGCGUUCAAAAGAUUUGAGCACUUGAAGCGGCACUACAGGAUACACACGGGUGAGAGACCAUUCAAAUGCAAGUAUCCCGGGUGUUUUAAGAAAUUUGCCAGAUCGGACAAUCUGAGCCAACACCUAAAAAUCCAUAACACAGGACAGAGUAAUUAUCCAAACGACUCAACAUCAUUUUACGAAAAUAAAUUCAAUCCUUAA
Messenger RNA from Vavraia culicis subsp. floridensis, 780 nucleotides. RefSeq lists its product as uncharacterized. Gene Ontology annotation, biological process: regulation of transcription by RNA polymerase II. Gene Ontology annotation, cellular component: PcG protein complex; transcription regulator complex. Bases 1 to 780 code for a protein of 259 amino acids. The transcript has a single exon. NCBI's taxonomy places the organism in Eukaryota, Fungi, Microsporidia, Pleistophoridae. The record is from RefSeq and is a predicted model, not a curated record. Gene Ontology annotation, molecular function: DNA-binding transcription factor activity, RNA polymerase II-specific; RNA polymerase II cis-regulatory region sequence-specific DNA binding.